This is a messenger RNA of Acytostelium subglobosum LB1, 891 nucleotides long. RefSeq lists its product as hypothetical. The annotation marks the transcript as partial. The record is from RefSeq and is a predicted model, not a curated record. The transcript is spliced from 2 exons. NCBI's taxonomy places the organism in Eukaryota, Evosea, Eumycetozoa, Acytosteliales, Acytosteliaceae.
AUGGAGCCACAACAAUUCCAACCUCCUCAACAUACUCCACCUCAACCACCUCAACAACAACAACAUUAUCAACCAGACCAUCAGCAACAGCAGCCACAACAAGGUCAGCAAGGCCAACAAGGUCAGCAGUAUGACAAGUACCAACACCAACAACCUUUACAAAAUUCACCAACAUCAGGUAAUUAUGGAAGAGACCAACAACAUCAACAGCCACAACAACAACAAAGUGGUGAUCGUGAUGCAAAGGGUUCUUCAUCAUGGGACCAAAGGAGCAGAGAGCAACACAGCGGUAGUGGAAAGAGGACAUCAACAUCGCCAAACACAAUCCGAGUUCACUAUCGCAAGGAUCUCACUGCCAAGAUACCUUAUGAAGUUGGUGAAUAUUACCGUGACCUAGUGAUCACCAUCAAUGAACACUUUGGAUUCAUGAAGUUGGGUCGAUUAAAGUUCAAGGACAUCAAUGGUCACAAGAUCAAGAUGGACCAAAAGAUCCCAGACCCUCCCGACCUCUUUGUCACUCAGCGCACAGUUCGAGUUUAUAAGGGAGAUAAUGAUCAUGAUGAUCAUCCACUUGGAAUAUUCCAACAAGGAAGUACUUGGGGUGAGAUGUCACAACACUUCAACAUUGUCUCGGGCAAUCUAAGACAAAAGAAUGAUAAGAAUAAGCCAUUGGCAGUUCCACCAUUUAUCGGAGGUAAAUACACUCUUGUUACCCCGGCAAGGAGAUACCUACACUUCUUGGUAAAGUAUCAGUAUCUUCUAGAGGACAUAAUAUUUCUGCCAGAUCAAUCACAUAACACAAACACACACCCACACAUUAACAUCCACAUCCACAUCCACAUCAAUCAAUACAUCCAAAGACCUGGUGGAGCCAUUUUAGAUACCAUUAGA